AUGCUCAAACGACAGCGUCCUCCAACGCCUCCGCCAUCGCUAGACGAAAUUCCAUCGUUAGCGCCAUUUCCCGAUCGACCUAUCAAACCCGUACCACACCGUGAAACUCCUCCAGACAUGUUUUCACAUGAGUCGCGUGCUAAAAGACGCAGAAUACACCCUCCAGUGCUAGACGGUGCACAGAGAGGUUGGUAUAAACCACCUACUUCGUCAGUGCCUCUCGCAGAUGAUAGCGAUGGCGAAGAAGAUUGGAUAGAUGACGAGGAUGACGCGGCAACUAGCCACCUCACCGCAUCACCGGACUACAUAGACUACAAGCGCACUAACACUAUGCUACACGAAGUGCAUGCUCUUCACCAGCACAGGCUCAUGUUCUUCCAACCGAACUCACAACCACCGUCACAUCUAUAUUUGUCUCCGCACGCAGGCUUAUCUGCCCCUCCACCGCCUAUGGCCACCCAUCCACAUAUUUUGCAUUCCGCUCACGGACUUUGGCAUCCUUCUUCUUUUUCCUCCAAUGGGAAAUCAUAUAUACCAACAUUGCCCGAAUGCCCUUUACCUGAAAUCUAUUCCCGUCUCCCACAUGCGGCAGAAGCUCCUACUGAAUCGGCUGCGCACACCCCAUUGGACGUUCACGAGGUCAAGUCUGUGCGAGAACGGUACGAGGAUGCCAAUAAAUUAUUGGGAUCAUUGUUCCUCUCGCGAAGACGGGAACUUCAGGAGGGCCCCAAUUCCAGUACUCCUGUCACAGAGCAAGGCCACAGUGACCACCGGAACUUGCUAUGA
Molecule: messenger RNA, 786 nt
Organism: Suillus clintonianus
Lineage: Eukaryota; Fungi; Basidiomycota; Agaricomycetes; Boletales; Suillaceae
Exons: 2
Coding region: 1-786 (261 amino acids)
Source: RefSeq, a predicted model, not a curated record